AAACGUUCAUGUUUUUGUGAUUUUGAGUGGUUUUUUUAUGAAUCCUUAUCAAUUCUCUAAGAAAAUGCCGCUCAGUGAAUAUUAUUUAUACCCUCAGUGGUGAUAUGGAAGUGCGGUACGAUAGAAAAAUGAUCAAUAAUUAAUUCGUAUAAUUUCAUAAAUUGUCCUUUGGCGUGAUUUUUUUUGUGUUUAGACGUAUAGUUUCUAAAAAGGAAAUAGUUCAAUUGGUGCAGUAUAUUCCAAGAUGGGACAGAUCAAGGAACUGAUGAACCAAUUUGUUGUAGUAGCGUCGCGUCAGUCCUGGGAACGCUGGUCAGUCAACUCUUUCCCUCAGCCUUCAGCCCGUGCAAAAAUCCUAUAUAUCUAUCCGAGAAUCUCGCCUAGACAUAUAAUGCCAUAUGUGACCCAGAUUGCCGUUCAACCUAUGCGUCAAUUCUAAUAAUUCAGUCUUAAACCUAUAUGAAUGAAUUUAUUCAGCCAUUUACGGAUACACAAGAAGGCGCUAAUUGAGUCUGCGGCAUUGGCAGCAAUGGGACAUAAAAAGCCAAACGUUUGUGCGAACCACAAGAUCUGCUCAUUGUUAACCAAUCGGCGUUUUCUCAUGGCAUGUUCUGUUCCCCAUAAUUAUCGUUGCAGCAUCGCCCAUCUACUUGAUACACUUUUUAUAUUGCACAAGAUGAAUUAUGUAGGAAGUCUGAUAUUGACAGAAAGGAGCUGAGAGGAACAAACGCGACGGAUAAUCCAGGCACAGGAAGUUUAGUAGAUCUCUUGUUACGAUGAAAAAAGACUAGUUUAAAAUCAGCGCAGCGGAUCUUUCUGCAGCGGUAACAUUAUCCUCGAAGUGGACGACUUUGAGAAAGAGAUGGCUGCGACCUUGUUCCGAAAAAAAUAGAGGUUGCCAGCAUGCACUGCCGUCUAUGUAUUUCAUUCCAAAUACAGUAAUUUCAGGGCUUAAAAGAUAGUCGAUUAAUAAGCCUGUCGCAUGGGACAUUUUACAUAUCUGUUACAUGUGUUAUUAACCCAGAUUUCGACCGCGCGUAUUUUGGAACGGUUAUUGGAAAGUGGACAAAUUGAAUCCCCUUCUGGUCUAUAAGAAACUGGUAUUUUUGAACGGGAUGAUAGGAGUUCCCUUGAAAAUCCAUGUGAUUUUUCAGGAUGUUACCACUCUCGAUCAGAAAUACCAGAAAAACUUAUUUAUAGAUGUUGCGAAGGGCUUCGCCGAUGUGUCAAAAUCCAAUUGUUCCCUAACUAUUCGAACUGACACCGAAAGUCAUGUUGAAUGUGAAAUAAUUUGGUCGAGUUCUGUGUGUGCAGUAAGUUUGUGAUCAGACUAGAAAUGACGUACGCAAUCCAAUACGAUUACGACAUGAUGUCGAGAAUAUCAACGCAAGAAAGCAUCCUGCAGAACUUCAACCGCAUGCGACUGGAGGCGUCAAGAGAACAGCCUGUACUUUACGUAACUAUGGCUACUUGGAUACCGAAAUGCAAUGUGUAUCAUCACAUAAUCGACCCUCCGAAUGACCCAAACAAAGAACAACCCGACGAAGCUGUUCAACUUGGCACGUCCAAUGGAGACGAUUUGGCCGCAUCUAGCCAUGUUAUCAUUUCGGAUUCAGAAAGUGAAAAGUCUGAUACGGAAGCGUCAGCUCCUCUGGGUGAAGAUGCUGAUGAGACGAAACCUUCAGAAACAAACAUCACUCCUAGUACCAAAAACAUCGCUAAAAAUUCAGAGAUGAAUUGCGGUGCAUCGAAAACUAACGAUGAUGCGUCAACAACGCCAGUUUCCAACAGCGUAAGAAAACUAUUUGAAGAUAAAACACCAACGAGGCGACUCACACCGAAACAAUUGGAGAAAAAGUUAGAGUCUGAAAAGAAACGUCAGCUGAAAGAAAAGGAAAAAGAAGAACGUGAAAAACAGAGACAGUUGGAAAAAGAACAGAAAGAAGCUGAGAAGCAAAAGAAAAAAGAACAGAAACAGAAGGAAAUAGAGAUGAAACAGAAAGAAUUAGAACGAAAACAGAAGGAGAAGGAGGAGAAAGAAGAACAGAAGAGACAGGAAAAAGAAUUGAAACUAAAACAGAAAGAGGAAGAGAAGAUGCGGAAACAGCAAGAAAUAGAAGAGAAAAAUAAGGAAAAACUCAAAGAGGAGGAGAAGAAACAGAAAGCUGCCGCCGCUUUUGUAAGUUUCUUCGUACCAAAAAAAGUGAACGAUUCAGACGAGAAAAAAAUCGAAGAGACUACAUUGGCGUUUUUGCCUUUCGAAGUGAAAUGUGAUAUGAAAUUACCGCCUCCUAGAAGGGAACCCUUAACUAGCGAUGAAAAAAAUAACUUGGAAGAAUUAGUUGUAAACAAUAAAACGGACUGUUCGUAUCUGGAAGAUCUGAAGUCUACAAAACCCAGAACUUGUCAAAAAACUUGGAUUAACGAAGAUUCCGAUGAAGAGGUUAUUGUGGUUGAAGAUGAAGUGUUACUGGGAGAAACAAUCUGCGAAACGAAACCAAAAACCGAAAGGAUGAAGGUGAAACUGCUGCAGUUCCACGAAAAUCAAAGACCGGCCUAUUACGGUACUUGGAGGAAGAAAUCUAAGAAUAUCACAGGCAGAAGGCCCUGGGGCAAAGAGGAUAUUUUUGAUUACGAGGUGGAUUCCGAUGACGAUUGGGAGGAGGAGGAACAGGGUGAAAAUUUGGAAGUUAUGUCAGAUGAAGAAAAGGAGAACGAACCCGAGAAUGACGAUUACGAGGUUGAUAACGAGUUUUUCGUGCCUCACGGUCAUCUCAGCGACGACGAGAUCGACGAUGAAGAACACGCCAGAAUGUCCCCGGAGUCGCAGAAACAAAAAUUGAAAUUGCUGAAGGAUGCUUUCGAUCUCGACAUAAAAUCCAAGACGCAGAAGAUAAAGCCAAGGUCGAUUGGAUGCAUAUGGUACAACAGAGAUGGUGAUAACGUCGACGAAGCCAUACACAGAUACCUCAAACCGCUCAAUAUAAUAAUAAAUGGCAGAAUCGAAAUUAGAAAACGAGAUCUGGUUGUGGGCGACGCGAAUUCACAAAAGAAGAAGAAACCGCCAAGGCCACUUCCCGAAAAUCUAAUGCGUAUCUUGGCCAAACUCGUGCACGGGAAUGUGAAAAAACGGGACACGUUAGCCGUGGAAUUUCUGGAUUACAUUCAGACCAACAACUUGGGGAUUGAAUUGUCGAAAACCAGCGUUUCGAAGCAUAUAUCGCAAAUGGCGAAAUGGACCUGGAAUGCCUCGAAUAAAACACACCGUUGGAUUGUCAGCGAAGAGCUUGCCGACAAAUAUAACAUCGAUUUUGCGUUGCCCGAUGUUCCAGAAACUGUUGGAAGCAACGCGAGUGAUCCUGUGUGAAUUCUUGUUAUCUUUAUCAGUUAUCUCAAACUAUUGUUGUAUGCCUUCAGAUUGUUAUUUCUUCUGAUCAAUAUUCAGAUAUUUUGUAUUGUUUCACGAAGUGCCUUUAAUAUGUAUCGGUUGUCUCAUCAGAAACUGUACUUGUCUAAUAGUUCCAGAAAUGGUGACUUAAUUCCGAUUGAAACCAUCUAUACUGAAUUAAGCAGUAUCUUCAAUUCACAAAAAAAUUGUAAAUAUUUUUUUUUACUCUUGAAAAAUCACAUUUACUUUGAUAUAAAUUAUAAAAAUAUCAGGAUAUUAA
Coccinella septempunctata (seven-spotted ladybird) is the source of this 3668-nucleotide messenger RNA. RefSeq names its product chromatin assembly factor 1 subunit A-like. Gene Ontology annotation, biological process: nucleosome assembly. The record is from RefSeq and is a predicted model, not a curated record. NCBI's taxonomy places the organism in Eukaryota, Metazoa, Arthropoda, Insecta, Coleoptera, Coccinellidae. Gene Ontology annotation, cellular component: CAF-1 complex; nucleus. The coding region runs from base 1337 to 3367 and encodes 676 amino acids. The transcript is spliced from 2 exons.